This is a messenger RNA of Durusdinium trenchii, 1198 nucleotides long. NCBI's taxonomy places the organism in Eukaryota, Dinophyceae, Suessiales, Symbiodiniaceae. The record is from the annotation of a GenBank genome assembly.
UGUGGAGUCCGAGACUUUUGUUGGUUUAAAAAACCUAAGGAUUUUGUCACUGAGCCAAAAUGACCUUCGGUGCCUGCCUGAAGACUUGCUGUACCGAAUGCCAGCCCUAGAGCAAUUGUUGCUUGGGGGCAAACGUGAUGAACGUGGCAAACAGAUCGUUCGUGGGAAUUAUUUGGAUGGCGUUUUGCCAAGCGACCUGCUUAAGCACAGCCCAUGCCUGAAAGGUUUGGAUUUGAGCGAAAAUCAAUUGGAGUCACUUCCAGCCACAAUGUUUGCAAAACAACCAUUGCUGCAAUCAGUGGAUCUGGGGAACAACCAUCUCAGUGAGUUGCCUCCCGAAGUCUUUGCAGGGCUCAGCAGCUUGCAGUCGCUCGACCUGAGGUACAACCGUCUCAGUGAGUUGCCUCCCGAAGUUUUUGCAGGGCUCAGCAGCUUGCAGUCGCUCUACCUGAUGGGCGGCCGUCUCGGUGAGUUGCCUCCCGAAGUCUUUGCAGGGCUCUUUGCAGGGCUCAGCAGCUUGCAGUCCCUCUACCUGUCGUCCAACAGUCUCAGUGAGUUGCCUCCCGAAGUCUUUGCAGGGCUCAGCAGCUUGAAGUCGCUCGACUUGGGGAACAACCGUCUCAGUGAGUUGCCUCCCGAAGUCUUUGCAGGGCUCUUUGCAGGGCUCAGCAGCUUGCAGUCGCUCGACCUGAGGUACAACCGUCUCAGUGAGUUGCCUCCCGAAGUCUUUGCAGGGCUCAGCAGCUUUCUUUGCAGGGCUCAGCAGCUUGAAGUCGCUCGACCUGGCGCUCAACCGUCUCAGUGAGUUGCCUCCCGAAGUCUUUGCGGGGCUCAGCAGCUUGCAGUCGCUCUACCUGUCGUGGAACAGUCUCAGUGAGUUGCCUCCCGAAGUCUUUGCAGGGCUCAGCAGCUUGCAGUCGCUCGACCUGUGGAACAACCGUCUCAGUGAGUUGCCUCCCGAAGUCUUUGCAGGGCUCAGCAGCUUGCAGUCGCUCGACCUGAGGGACAACCGUCUCAGUGAGUUGCCUCCCGAAGUCUUUGCAGGGCUCAGCAGCUUGCAGUCGCUCGACCUGAGGAACAACCGUCUCACCAAGGUUCCUGGAGUUUGUGAUCUCGACGCUGUCAGGUGUUAUUUGUACUAAAAUGAGAUAGCCUUUUGAGAUGUCCUCCCGAAACCUUUGGUAUGGCAGCGCAAAAA